ACUUCUCCUUAAUCGGUUAAACCAACCCUCCACCUCUUCUGACUGACCUGACCUGACCUGUCCUUCACUACCAAACAACCAACUCCUCCUCAGCAAACCGCAAUCCCCCCUUGGAUAGAGAUUGUUAGAGAGAGAAACACCCCAAACCACGCCAUUUCUAGAGAGAGAAACAUUUCUCUGCAAUUUCUUCUCAUACGCGCCGUCUUUUCUCUUUCUCUUUUCGGGGACGUCUACUCUUGUUUUCUCUCUCUCUUCAACUCCUGUCUUUUCUAUUCCGAUCAUCAUCCCUUUUUCUUUUCUUUUUUUCCUGUAGUGAAAACCCUAAUUUUGGAAGAAUUUCAGCUUUGUUUGAGCGAUCGGAUCUGUAGGAAGGGUUGUUUCAAUGGCGGCGGUGAAGGUGCCGAGGUCACGAGGUCACUCCGGUGCUCCGGCGAAGGAGAAUUUGCCCAAACUUGAAGAGAGUUUAAACGCGUUUCGAAAUGAUAGGUUUGAUCCUCAGUCGUAUGUUCAGUCCAAAUGUUCUCUUAAUGAGAAGGAAAUAAAGCACUUAUGCUCAUAUCUGAUGGAUCUAAAGAAGGCAUCUGCUGAGGAAAUGCGGAGAAGUGUUUAUGCUAACUAUACAGCUUUUAUACGUACAUCAAAAGAAAUAUCAGAUCUAGAGGGGGAGCUUCUUUCCAUCAGAAACCUUUUAACCACUCAAGCAACUCUUAUACAUGGACUAGCUGAGGGAGUCCACAUGGAAUCGUCAACGGUAUCUAGUUCUGAAGGAUCUGUAAUGAAUGGUAUGAGUAACAGUGAAGAAAGGGAACCUUCAGACCUGGAGAAAUGGUUGCUUGAAUUCCCUGAUCACCUAGACGUAUUGUUAGCUGAAAGAAGAGUGGAUGAAGCUCUGACUGCCCUCAAUGAAGGAGAACGCGUAGCAUCUGAAGCCAAGGAAACGAAAACACUCAGUCCAGAUGUGAUCACAUCCCUUGAAUAUGCUAUUAGAGAAAGGAGACAGAAGUUUGCUGAUCAGCUAGUAGAAGCUGCAUGCCAACCUACUACUCGUGGUACUGAGCUUCGUGCUUCUGUAUCAGCUCUUAAAAAACUCGGCGAUGGUCCUCGUGCUCAUACUUUACUUCUCAGUGCACAUUUACAACGCUACCAGUAUAACAUGCUAAGUGUCCGUCCAUCAAGUAGCUCGUACGGUGGAGCCUACACAGCUGCUCUUUCCCAGCUAGUUUUUUCUGCUAUUGCUCAGGCAGCUAGUGAUUCUUUAACCAUCUUUGGUGGCGAACCAGCCUACACUUCUGAGUUGGUUACAUGGGCUACCCAGCAAAUAGAAGCAUUUGCUCACCUUGUUAAAAGGCAUGCAUUAGCUUCAUCAGCAGCUGCAGGAGGUCUAAGAGCAGCUGCUGAGUGUGUUCAGAUAGCUUUAGGCCAUUGUUCACUAUUGGAAGGUCGUGGUCUGUCACUUUGUCCAACACUAAUGAAACUCUUCAGGCCUAGUGUUGAACAAGCAGUUGAUGCUAAUUUUAAAAGGAUAGAGGAGAGUACUGCUGCCUUAGCUGCUGCUGAUGAUUGGAUUUUGACAUAUCCACCUACUGUUGGACGUCAGUCUGGAAGGCCUUUGAGCACAGCUGGCAUGGCAGGAUACCAGUAUAAGCUUACUAGUAGUGCUCAUCGUUUCAUCUUGAUGGUCCAGGACUUUUUUGACGACGUGGGGCCCCUUCAGAGUAUGCAGUUGGGAAGUAAAACAUUAGAAGGUGUUUAUCAGGUAUUUGACUCAUAUGUUAAUAUGCUCGUCAAAGCAUUACCAAACUCCUUAGAGGAAGAAGCAAGUUUUGAAGGAGCUGGAAGCAAAAUUGUUAGAAUGGCUGAGAAUGAAGCCCAGCAAAUUGCAUUACUGGCAAAUGCAUCAUUGUUGGCUGACGAGCUACUUCCUCGUGCAGCCAUGAAAUUUUCUCAAAGUAAUCAAGCUGAUAGGCAAAAUCGCAAUCCCGAACUCAGAGAAUGGAAAAAGAGACUUUUAAGUUCAGUUGAUAGACUCAAAAAUAGUUUCUGUCAGUUCCAUGCUCUGGAUCUUAUUUUUACAGAAGAGGGUGACAGCAAUCUUUCUGCUGAUAUGUACAUAAGUAUGGAUGGAAGUGCAGAAGAUAACGAAUGGUUCCCCUCGCCAAUAUUCCGGGAACUUUUCUUCAAACUCAAUACUAUGGCUAGUAUUGCGACAGAGAUGUUUGCGGGCAAAGAAAGAUUUGCUACGCUGCUGUUGAUGAAACUCACCGAGACUGUCAUCUUAUGGCUUUCUCAAGAUCAGAGCUUCUGGGAUGAUAUUGAGGAUGGUCCUAAACCUUUAGGCCCUCUUGCCCUUCAACAGAUUUACUUAGAUAUGAAAUUUGUCAUCUGCUUUGCUUCCCAAGGCCGUUACUUGUCUCGCAAUUUAGUUCGUGUUAUCAAUGACAUAAUAUCUAAAGCAAUAGCAGCAUUUGAAGCAACUGGCAGAGAUCCAUAUAGUGUACUGCCUGAAGACAAUUGGUUUAAUGACAUCUGCCAAGAUGCAAUUGAGCUACUGAGCGGGAAGCCAAGAGAAAUCAACGGAGAACGCGAACCGAAUAGCCCAACUGCUUCCGUUUCUGCUCAUUCAGUUUCAUCAUACAGAUCUCAUGGGAGUUCUUAACAGCAGUAUGUUGUUCAUUUGUACAUUAGACUCGAAAUGGAAGGCCGCAGAAUUUUCCAGCAAAUCUUUGUUCAUAGUAAAUGGUUCAAACUUAUCCCUCCUUGUUUCUUUUUUCUCAUUCAAUCAAUCUUUGCUUCGCAUAAUUUUGGUAUAUGAUACUCGUAAUUUUGUAGAUCAGUAUCAAAGCCUUCAAGUUAGAAAUUCUUUCAUCUGGAAACAAGUUUGUAAUUACAUGCAAUUUGAUUAUAAAAUCUAGUGCUAUUCUUUGAUUGCA
This is a messenger RNA of Spinacia oleracea (spinach), 2930 nucleotides long. Its product is annotated as exocyst complex component EXO84B. The record is from RefSeq and is a predicted model, not a curated record. Gene Ontology annotation, biological process: intracellular protein localization; Golgi to plasma membrane transport; exocytosis. The transcript has 7 exons. NCBI's taxonomy places the organism in Eukaryota, Viridiplantae, Streptophyta, Magnoliopsida, Caryophyllales, Amaranthaceae. Gene Ontology annotation, cellular component: exocyst. The coding region runs from base 383 to 2656 and encodes 757 amino acids.